AUGCCAGUCCGACCGUUGAAGGACAAAGACAAGUACUAUCCCGGGUCCCCUUUUGGGGAUAAACCUCCUGAGGAGAUGAUGGCUCUAGCAGGCCCUGGUACGGUCACGGCGAUCCAGGGUCUCAGCGGGCCAAUCGUGGAAAGGGAGGUUCAAGCAGGGCAUGCCAUGUACCUGCCGCAAGACGCCAUGAAGCACGUAGAUGCCUAUUUCGAGUAUCGUCAGCUGGUGGGAGACUCUGAUGGAGGGAUGCUACUGAAUGAGCGCGAGUACGAAGAGCUGAGGGAGAAAGCCUCUGAUCCAUCCAGGCGAUUGUGGGUCUUCUGGGUGGAGUCCGAGAGCGGCCUUGAGUGUAAAGCUGUUGGACCCGCAUCCAGCUGCUUCUGUGGCCAUAGAUAUCGAGAGCAUACGUGGGCAGACUACCCAGAAACUGGCAAGUUAAAGUGCAAGAUGGCGGGCUGCCCCUGUCAAGCUUACAGCUAUGUUCCGGUGAAGGGCUCCGGAGACUUGAGAUGUUCCACUUGUAGGCAGUCCUACUUGGACCACGACAAGAAGACGAAGAAGUGCAAUCGUGGCAAAGGCUCCUUUACGUCGUCAUACAGUUGUUCCUGCAACUCCAGCUACGACCGACACCAUACUGCGGUGCAAACGCAGCAAGAGCGCGAAUUGAGUGGGAAGGCCACAGCCACGCCCUGGAUGCAAUCUGCAGCUAGCUCUGGCCUUCCCACGGCCCACAUGGGCGGCAUCAGCGGCUUCACGGCCCUGGCGGAUGGCAUUGACAGGGCCUUGGCGGGCCUGGAGCCGGGGAUCCUCGCGAAGCGCUUCCCAGAUGCCGAGGUGCUUGGCAUUACCCUCUCUCCGCAGCAGGCAGAGCGAGCCGGGAACCUCGCCAAAGAGCAGGGCCUUACCAACGUUCGGUUUCAGGUCAUGGACGCCCUGAACAUGGAGUUCGAAGACAACAGCUUCGACAUGGUUUGGGCAUGCGAGUCCGGGGAGCACAUGCCGGACAAAAAGAGGUACGUGGAAGAAAUGGCGCGCGUCCUCGCGCCCAAAGGCAAUAUGGUGGUGGCUACGUGGUGUGAGAGGGACCCGGUCCCCAUCUUCACGGCCGAGGAAAGGAAGACGCUGAACUUCCUCUACGCGGAGUGGACGCACCCGUACUUCAUUUCCCUCAACAAGUACAAGGAGUAUUUGGAGGGCACAGAACUGUUGAAGGAGGUGGACACAGCUGACUGGACGGAGCAGACGCUACCGGCAUGGCGGCACUCUGUAUGGGUCGGCGUGUGGUCGCCGUGGUACUGGCUGAAGGUCACGUUCAGGAAAGGCCCUGGUGCCUUCAUCGGUUUCCUGCGCGAGGUGUACACACUGGAGAAGUUCCACAAGUCCAUGGUGAGUGGCCUCAUGGUCUAUGGCAUGAUGCGGGCCGUCAAGAAGUAG
Symbiodinium pilosum is the source of this 1434-nucleotide messenger RNA. The record is from the annotation of a GenBank genome assembly. NCBI's taxonomy places the organism in Eukaryota, Dinophyceae, Suessiales, Symbiodiniaceae.